AAAUGGGAGACAACAUGUCGAAGAGGUUAAAGCUGGUGACAGCAUCUGAGUCGGAGAUGGAGGAGCGUUCAUUUCCUAACCCUUUCCCCGACUCGGACCAAGGAAUUCUCACUGCGUCCUCCGCAGCGGAUAACAGCAGCACCGGAGACACUUUUGAUGCCAAUGGCAAGAUCACAGAGGCCUUCCAGAAGAAAGUACAGAAUAAAAUCAAAGACCUUCUCCAGCAGAUGGAAGAAGGACUAAAGACUGCUGACCCUCAUGACUUCUCCACCUAUACCGGUUGGUCAGGAAUCGCCUUGUUGUACUUGCAGUUGCAUCGCGUGAGUGGAGAGUCCUUUCAUCUGCAGCGCUCUUUGGAUUAUGUUAAGCGUGCACUGCGUAAUCUGAAUGGCCGGAAAGUCACGUUUCUGUGUGGUGAUGCUGGACCGCUGGCCGUGGCUGCAGUCGUCCACCAUCGACUAAAGAACCAGGCUGACCUACAGGAGUGCCUCACAAAGCUGCUUCAGCUCCAGCGCUCAGUCAUCAGUCCUGACUCGGAGAUUCCAGACGAGCUGCUGUACGGCCGGGCUGGAUACCUGUACGCCCUGCUCUACGUCAACAAAGAGAUCGGCCCAGAAACAGUGGACAAGAACACAAUCGCUAUGGUGGUGACUGCCAUAUUGGAGUCAGGGAAGAACUUGUCCAGAGAAGAGAAGAAGACAGAGCGGUGCCCACUGCUUUACGAGUGGCAUAAGAAGCAGUAUGUUGGAGCAGCACAUGGACUGGCAGGAAUCUACUACAUGCUGAUGCAGCCCACGGCUCAGGUUAAUUCCGAAAUUCUUACCGACUUGGUCCGGCCCAGUAUAGAUUAUGUGCGGCACAAGAAGUUCCGCUCGGGCAACUACCCAUCAUCCCUCAGCAACGAGACAGACAGGCUGGUGCACUGGUGCCACGGAGCACCUGGUGUGGUUCACAUGCUCAUCAUGGCACAUAAGGCUUUUAAGGACGAGAAGUAUCUGAAGGAUGCGGCAGAGUGUGGCGAGGUGAUCUGGCAGAGAGGUUUGCUGCGCAAAGGCUACGGCAUCUGUCACGGCACCGCCGGCAACGGUUACGCUUUUCUCUCGCUGUACAAGCUCACGCAGGAUCAGAAGUACCUGUACCGUGCCUGCAAGUUUGCGGAGUGGUGUCUAGACUAUGGAACGCACGGCUGCCGUAUUCCAGACCGGCCGUAUUCCCUCUUCGAAGGAAUGGCUGGAGCGAUCCACUUUCUCUCAGACCUCGCACAGCCAGAGGCUUCUUGCUUCCCCGCCUUUGAACUUUGACCUGGGCUUCUGGGAGCAGACUUUUACUUUGAACAGUUAAGGUGGUGAAAGCUUUUCCAGGCUCUUCUAGCACUGAACCACUGAACUUGCGGUGAAAAGAAAAAAGAGGAAAACUCCCCACCUUUUGCCUAUAACUUUAAAAUAAUCCACAAAAUUGAGUUUUGUCCCUAUAGCAGCAUUCAUGCUUUUACAAUAAAAAAAUUAUAAUUUCUUAAUGUAAACAUUAAGUUUGUUCCCAUUCACUGCACUGAAUCUGAUGUUUUUGCUUCCAAGGAUCAGCAUUGAGUUGACGUUACGUACUGUAUCUGUGCUGCAUGCUUAUGUUCUGGUUGUAUUGAAGUGCCUAAGUUGACCUUGUCUUCGUCUUAUGUGUUUGUCCUGUCUUUGUCGUCCGUGCAUGAGGAUGGCUGAAAUGAACUUGUGUACGCUUCUAGCAUUAUUUCUGACAUCUGUAAUGCACGUGUGGUUGAAACGGUAUUGGUGAGAUCGAUAAGAGAAAGAUUGUGAGAAAAACGAACCAGACUGUUCUAAAUAUUGUUUUAUGAGGCAGGAAUAUUAUGAAUGUUGCAAUAAAUUGGGCUCCAUGAACUGAA
Molecule: messenger RNA, 1894 nt
Organism: Silurus meridionalis
Lineage: Eukaryota; Metazoa; Chordata; Actinopteri; Siluriformes; Siluridae
Gene: lancl2
Product: LanC lantibiotic synthetase component C-like 2 (bacterial)
Exons: 9
Coding region: 3-1301 (432 amino acids)
Biological process (GO): peptide modification; carbohydrate metabolic process
Cellular component (GO): plasma membrane
Source: RefSeq, a predicted model, not a curated record